This is a messenger RNA of Clupea harengus (Atlantic herring), 1646 nucleotides long. Its product is annotated as nuclear factor 7, brain-like. Lineage: Eukaryota; Metazoa; Chordata; Actinopteri; Clupeiformes; Clupeidae. The coding region runs from base 1 to 1407 and encodes 468 amino acids. Gene Ontology annotation, molecular function: protein binding; zinc ion binding. The transcript is spliced from 6 exons. The record is from RefSeq and is a predicted model, not a curated record.
AUGGCUUCAAAAUUAGAAGAGGAUUUCACCUGUCCUGUGUGCUGUGACAUCUUCACGGACCCUGUGCUCCUGUCAUGCAGUCACAGCUUCUGUAAAGACUGUCUGCAGCAGUACUGGGGAACCAACGGAUCCAGAGAAUGUCCAGUCUGCAGGAGGAGGUCAUCAAAGGAACAUCCUCCAGUCAGUCUAACAUUAAAGAACCUGUGUGAGACCUUUUUACAGGAGAAAAGUCAGAGCGCUUCAGCAGGGUCUGAGGUGCUCUGCAGUCUGCACAGUGAGAAACUCAAGCUCUUCUGUCUGGAGGAUAAACAGCCUGUUUGUCUGGUGUGUCGGGACUCAAAACAACACACCAACCACAAGUUCCUACCGAUAGAUGAGGCAGUAUCUGCCCUUAAGGAGGAACUGAAGAUUAGACUUGAACCCUUACAGAAAAAGCUGAAAGUGUUUGAAGAAGCAAAACGCACCUCUGACCAAACAGCAGAACACCUCAAGACUCAGGCCAAGCACACAGAGAAGAUGAUCAAGGAGGAGUUUGAGAAGCUUCACCUGUUUCUACGAGAUGAAGAGGCAGCCAGGAUAGCUGCACUGAGGGAGGAAGAGGAGCAGAAGAGUCAGAUGAUGAAGGAGAAGAUUGAGAAUAUGGGCAGAGAGAUCUCAUCUCUUUCAGACACGAUCAGAGCCAUAGAAGAGAAGAUGGGAGCUGAUGACAUCACAUUUCUACAAAACUACAAGAGCACAGUGGAAAGAGCCCAGUGCACACUGCAGGAUCCAGAGAGGGUUUCAGGAGCUCUGAUCAAUGUGGCAAAACACCUGGGCAACCUGAAGUUCAGAGUCUGGGAGAAGAUGCAGGAGAUUGUUCAAUACACUCCUGUGACUCUGGAUCCCAACACUGCACACCCAACACUCAUCCUGUCUGAGGAUCUGACCAGUGUGAGACAGGGUGAUGAGAACCAGCAGCUUCCUGAUAACCCAGAGCGAUUUGAUAAGUAUGCCUGUGUCCUGGGCUCUGAGGGCUUUAACUCAGGGACUCACUGCUGGGAUGUGGAGGUUGGAGAGAACACAUGGUGGAAUGUGGGUGUGAUGACAGAGUCUCUCCAGAGGAAGGGAAACUUUACCACCAUGAGUGGACGGUGGUAUGUGUGGUAUAAAGAUGGUGAAUAUGGAGCACGUUCUACACCACAGUCCUCCACUCUCGUCACAGUGAAGCAGAAACUCCAGAGGAUCAGAGUGCAGCUGGACUGGGACAGAGGAGAGCUGUCAUUCUCUGACCCUGAUAAUAACACACACCUACACACUCUCACACACACUUUCACUGAGAGAGUGUUUCCAUACUUUAAUGUUGAUGAGAUCUCUCCUUUCAUAAUCUCACCAGUGAAGGCCUUAGUAACAGUAGAACAGUUCAGAUAGAGCUGAUGUCAUUUCCCUUUAUCAGGUUAAUGAUGACUUGCUGUUAAUAUGUCCCCAUUAAUUAUGAAUUCCUUGACAGAAACAUAUUCAACAUAACAUGCCUAAACAUAAUAAUUACUUGCUUUUAUUUUCCACACUUUGUGUGAGGUUAGUGAAAUGUAGUCAUGUUUUUAAGUUGUUUAUCUGUUGAAUAACUGAGGUCCAUGAGACAGUGGAGCAGAACAGUUUGAGCUUGAUCA